UUUAGACGACAAUUUUGACUGCAAAGGGAGGAGUGAUGGCUUUUAUUCGAAAGGCUGCAGUCAGCACUAUUAUGGUUGCGUCAGUGAGACAGUAUUUCGAAUGAGUUGCCCUCCGAAUCUUAUGUUUAACUCUCCUGCUGGUACUUGUGAAGCAGCUAAAGACGUUUCGGAUUGCAGAGACAACACAAGUGGCGAAGAAAUGCCAUUAGCACCUGUGGUCAGUAGUAUGACACAGCUUCAGCCAAGUUGUUCGGAGCGGCCAGAUGGUCCUUAUCAGCUUGGUCAUUGCUCCGAGGAUUAUAUCGUAUGUCGCGAUGGCACUACUCGCUUAGCUAGCUGCGCUGAUCCACUGGUUUUCAGUCCGCAUAGUUUCCAGUGCGACUUCCGAUCAAAUGUACUCGGAUGUAUGAAGGCGGGUACAAUGAAUGGUCAUAAAGCAGGUUAA
Molecule: messenger RNA, 445 nt
Organism: Gongylonema pulchrum
Lineage: Eukaryota; Metazoa; Nematoda; Chromadorea; Rhabditida; Gongylonematidae
Source: the annotation of a GenBank genome assembly